Brenthis ino (lesser marbled fritillary) is the source of this 1711-nucleotide messenger RNA. The record is from the annotation of a GenBank genome assembly. Lineage: Eukaryota; Metazoa; Arthropoda; Insecta; Lepidoptera; Nymphalidae.
AUGGAUUGUAAAUAUUGCUCAGAGGUUUUAAAGGGAGAUGAGUGCAUUAAAUGUGUUUCAUGUAAUAGAACAUCUCACUUCCAAUGCGUGGGAUUAUCUGAGGCAGACUUCAAAAGAAUGUUACCUAUGAAUAGAGCCAAAUGGAAGUGUCCUAUUUGUAAAACCUCUAAUAAAAGUAGCAAUAGUCCGCAAGUUUUUUCCACUGACGCAAAAUCUUUAUUAUUACUCUUCGAUGAACGAUUUAACAAUCUUAACACGACGAUUGAAUCCUUUAAAACAUUUAUUACUGAAGAAUUUAGAAAAGUAACUGAGACAGUUAAACAGUGGUCUGAGAAAAUUACUAACAUGGAAUCAUCUAUUAAUUCUAUUAUUCAAAGAAUGAAUGAUUUUGACUUAGAAAUAUCUAAAAUUGCACAUUUAGAAUCAGAAUUGAAAGAGUUACAGAUGUCAUUUAAUGAAAUAAAGGAAAAUAAUAGUAAAAGUGAGCAGUGGGUUCGUCGUUCAAAUAUACAGAUUAACGGUGUCCCCCAAAAAAAAGGUGAAAAUCUCAUACAAUUAAUAAAAAUAUUAGCCGAAAAAGCUAACUUCCCCUUAUCACCGGAUACUGACAUAGAUUUUAUAACUAGAAUUGCCACCAAAAACGAUUCGAGUGACAGUAGACCUAAACCAAUUAUAUUAAAAUUGCAGGCCCGUUAUAAAAAAGAUGAUUUUUUAACAUCUCUUCGCAAAUUAAAAAACUUAAAGGCUUGUGAUAUGGGGUUUUUGGGAAUGCAGAAUAGAAUAUAUUUCAACGAUCAUCUUUCCACCAAAAACAAAGCACUCUUUAAUGAGGCCAAACGCUUAGCCAAACAAAAGGGCUAUAGCUAUUGCUGGGUUCAGACAUGGCUUUUACCUGGCAUUUUUAAUGAGGAAUUGUUUGAUACUAGGUAUGAUGUUUAUCGCACGGACCGUGACUAUCAGCGCUUUAACUUGAGUAUGGGAGAUGGUACUCUCAUAGCGGUACGUCGUGAAAUUAAUAUAGACUUGCGUAAUAUUCCUCAAAUUCCCGAUAUUAAUGAUGCAAACAUUACUAUCCUGAAUAUAAAUCUGAGAACGGGUGCUGUGCAAAAAUCUCUCAUCGUUGUAUGCUGUUAUUUUCCUCAAAAUUGUAAUCAAUCAGAUUCCCAAUUAAAACUGUUCGAAUACGUCUCGGAUUUACGCUUAGACUUUCCUCUUUAUAAUAUUAUUGUAAUGGGUGAUUUUAAUAUAAAAGAUGCCACAUGGUCACUACAAAACAGCGACAGUGGCUUUAAAUUAGAAAAUAUAUCUGAGAACAUUCUCACUUACCAAUUAUCUACGUUUAUGAGCUUUACCGAUCUACAACAAUAUAACUGUGUGCUUAACAAUAAUAAUAGAUUAUUAGACCUUGUUCUAUCUGACUUAAAGUGCUUAGUAUCUCGAACGUUACCUUUAUCGGAGCCAGAAGAUGGGCAUCAUCCCCCACUACUUGUAGAGGUAGAUAUUCAUUCAAUAGAAAGAAACCUUAGUCUUAAUCAUCGUAUAGUCCGCAAGUAUCAAAAUGCAGAUUAUAGCAUUAUUAACACAGAAUUAUCAAAAAUUAACUGGAAACUAGAACUAAAUGACAAAUAUAUUACUGAAGCAGUUGAUGCUUUCUAUAGUAUCAUAAACGAUUUAAUUGAAAAAUAUGUUCCAUCGAAACUGACAGUAGAAA